AGUGCACGAAUAUCUGUCGCUUUGAAUUUCUGUGACCUUGAGAGGCCUAUUGACGCACGUGCCAAGGUCACAGAAAUCGAUUAGACGUGCUUAAAAAGAUCAUGGGAAACUCUCUAUUAAUUCUUAAAUUUAAGAAAUUAAUAUCACACAGAUUGUUAAUAAUGAAAAAAAGUUAGUUAAACUGUCACUGUUAGUAGGAACUGUUCAAUUACUUUUACUACAUAAAGCAAGUCUGAAUGAAGUAGAUAAUAAUGGAUAUACCACUGUACUACAUACUGCUAGAAAAGGUCACAUAGAAAUUGUUAAAUUUCUAAUUGAGAAAGGCGCUGAUAGUAAUUAUAUCAAUACAUUUAAAAGGAAUGCAUUAAUGGAAGCACGUGCUAUGAGUCAAACAAAUAUUGACGAAUAUUUGCUGACUCAAGAUUUUAAUAUCAAACAGACGGAUAAUAAUGGAAAUAGUGCGUUAAUAUUGGCUUGCGAAGCUGGACACCUCAGUACUGUUGAAUUACUUUUACAACAUAAAGCAAGUAUGACUGAAGUAGAUAACGAAGAAUACAACGCUUUACUAAUAGCUGCAUGCGGCGGUCACACAGAAAUUGUUACAUUUCUUAUUGAGAAAGGCGCUGAUAUUAAUUGGGUCAAUAAAUUUCAAAGAAAUGCUUUAAUGGAAGCAAGUUUUAAGGGACAUACACAAACUGUCAAAUUUUUACUGACACUAGAUUUUAAUAUUGAACAAAAAGCUGUGUAUGGUGACACAGCGUUAUUGCUUGCCUGUGAAGCAGGACACCUCAGUACUGUUGAAUUACUUUUACAACAUAAAGCAAGUCUGAGUGAAGUAAAUAAUCAAGGAUAUAACGCUUUACUAAAAGCUGCAUGCGGCGGUCACACAGAAAUUUUGAAAUUUCUUAUUGAGAAAGGCGCUGAUAUUAAUUGGGUCAAUCAAUUUCAAAGAAAUGCUUUAAUGGAAGCAAGUUUUAUGGGACAUACACAAACUGUCGAAUUUUUACUGACACGAGAUUUUAAUAUCAAACAGACGGAUAAUAAAGGAAAAAGUGCGUUAUUAUUGUCUUGUGAAGGUGGACACCUCAGUACUGUUGAAUUACUUUUACAACAUAAAGCAAGUAUAACAGAAGUAGAUAAUAAUGGAUUUAACGCUUUACUACAAGCUGCAUGGAAAGGUCACACAGAAAUUGUUACAUUUCUUAUUGAGAAAGGCGCUGAUAUUAAUUGGGUCAAUAAAUUUCAAAGAAAUGCAUUAAUGGAAGCAAGUUUUAAGGGACAUGCACAAACUGUCAAAUUUUUACUGACGCGAGAUUUUAAUAUUGAACAAAAAGCUGUGUAUGGUGACACAGCGUUAUUGCUUGCCUGUGAAGCAGGACACCUCAGUACUGUUGAAUUACUUUUACAACAUAAAGCAAGUCUGAGUGAAGUAAAUAAUCAAGGAUAUAACGCUUUACUACAAGCUGCAUGGGGAGGUCACACAGAUUUUGUUAAAUUUCUUAUUGAGAAAGGCGCUGAUAUUAAUUGGGUCAAUCAAUUUCAAAGAAAUGUUUUAAUGGAAGCAAGUUUUAAGGGACAUACACAAACUGUCAAAUUUUUACUGACACUAGAUUUUAAUAUCCAACAGUCGGAUAUCCAUGGAAAUAGUGCGAUAUUAUUGGCUUGUGAAGCUGGACACCUCAGUACUGUUGAAUUACUUUUACAACAUAAAGCAAGUCUGAGUGAAGUAAAUAAUCAAGGAUAUAACGCUUUACUACAAGCUGCAUGGGGAGGUCACACAGAUUUUGUUAAAUUUCUUAUUGAGAAAGGCGCUGAUAUUAAUUGGGUCAAUCAAUUUCAAAGAAAUGUUUUAAUGGAAGCAAGUUUUAAGGGACAUACACAAACUGUCAAAUUUUUACUGACACUAGAUUUUAAUAUCCAACAGUCGGAUAUCCAUGGAAAUAGUGCGAUAUUAUUGGCUUGUGAAGCUGGACACCUCAGUACUGUUGAAUUACUUUUACAACAUAAAGCAAGUAUGACAGAAGUAGAUAAUAAUGGAUACAACACUUUAAUAAAAGCUGCAAAGGGCGGUCACACAAAAAUUGUGAAAUUUCUUAUUGAGAAAGGCGCUGAUAUUAAUUGGGUCAAUAAAUUUCAAAGAAAUGCUUUAAUGGAAGCAAGUUUUAUGGGACAUACACAAACUGUCGAAUUUUUACUGACACUAGAUUUUAAUAUCAAACAGACUGAUACUAAUGGGAGAAGUGCAUUCGAACUAUGUGUCAGAAUGAACCCAAUCUCGAUCAAGACAUUCGCUGCACUAAUUGACGUGGAAAAAAUCAAAUGUUAUAAAAAUGUGGAUAUUUGUUUACAAUUACUUUACAAUGAAGUGCUUUUUAGCGGGAAAUGGCCAAAUACGUUCUCAACUUCUAGAACAGUUCAGUUUAAUAAGAUAAUAAGGAUUUUAAAGGAAAAGCAAGCAGGACCUGACACACCAAUAGAGCAGCUUAGACAACUGAUUAAAGAUGUGAUGACAACAUUUGUGAAAACAAAAGAAUUAACGCUCUUCGGGUUCUAUGUGCAGCAGAAAUGCUUUGAAGUUCUGUGCAACAUUAUGAAAACAAAAUCUAGUGAAGACUGCACACUAAUAGGAAACUAUCUGGCGGAGUUAAAAUGUGCAGAAAUCACAAUUCAAGUAGUACGUGAGAAACAAUUGCUGCACAUUGAAGCACCGGGAUUUAUAUGCACGAUCCUUCAAACACUGAAAUGGUUUAGCAACGUCAGCAGAAAUUUUCUAAAGACUGUAGCACAACAAGGAGUUGUAGAUUUACUUAUACAGCGUUUACGUCAGUUAUCGGAUACUUCAAACAAGGAAUGGACUACUUUUUCAAACCUCUCUGCUGGUAUCAUACUGCACGUGUUGCAAAAUGAAAAGUACACUGAGCAUCCGGACGUGGAAGAAAUAAUAUCAUUAAUGUUAAAGUGUGUUACUGAUAAAGAUCCAGAUGCAACAACCGACAUUAAACUAUUGCACGUGUUUAUAGACAACAGCAAGCGAUCAUGGUUUCCAGAAAAAGAUGAUGCACAAAUGUGUAUUCAGGGAAUCUGUCAAGCUAUUGAAAAUAAAAGCAGAUCGUACAAGGAUUUUAACUUGGCAUCUUGGAUAAAAAUUCUGACGAAAAUGUGUCGCAAAGCUAAAUUAAUUUUUGAGAUUUUAGACUCCGAACCGCUUGACUGUUUGUAUGAUGGCAUAAGCUCCACAAACAUAACGGAACAAGAAGCUGCUGCAGAUUGUUUGUUGGCUAUUGCUGAGAAAAUUCCUGGAAAUUUUAAAAUUUGUGAAAACGAACGCAUUAUGUCUUUACUUGAGAAAAUGCAAAUUUGCGGAACUCACAUUCUAGAGAAGAAAGCAGUCUCGAUUUUAUGGCUCGUAAAACGGGACGCAAUAAUUAUUCAGAACAAAGAAGAAAUCGUGUCUCCAAAACUUCCUGAGCACUGGAAAAAGUCCACAUCGCUAGGAAAAGGAACGUACGGAUGUGUUUAUCUCUUAAAAGAUUUAAACAAACCAACGUCUAAAGAGUUUGCAUUAAAGAUAAUGGAAACGUUUGACGGAAUAUUAGAAAAUCAGAAAAAUGCCGAGUUACAAAUUUUGUUGAAAGUUAGCCACCAUAGACUUAUUAGUUAUUUCGGAUUUCAAAAGAAAGGAAACAAAUUAUACCUGUUUUUUGAAUAUAUGCCUAUGGGGUCUUUAAAGUCGUAUAUAAAACAAGAGAAUGGCCUCUCUGAGAAAAAGCUCAAAGUAUUCGCUCGGCAAAUCCUUGAAGGACUCAGUUUUCUACACAACCAAAGUACGCCAAUUAUUCACAGGGAUAUAAAAGGUGACAAUGUUUUACUAGAAAAUGAAAACAGUGUAAAGCUAGCCGACUUUGGAUUAUCAAAAAUGCUGACUAACUCAAAUCCAGCUAAAACGCAUAAUGCCGGUACAACAAAGUGGGUCGCUCCUGAAGUAUUAAAUGGGACAGAUAAUACACCCUAUGAUUGUAAAGCUGAUAUUUGGAGUCUGGCCUGUACUGUGGUGGAAAUGGCCACAACAAAUCCGCCAUGGCCUGACCACACACCAGCGCAGCACAUGUUUCAACUGGGAAAUGAGAAAAAACCCGAAUAUGCACUGCCGGUUAUUUUUUCUCAAGACUUGGAAGAUUUUUUAAAUAAAAUGUUUCAAUAUGAUCCUAAUAAAAGAGCUUCAGCGCUUGAACUCUUAAAUGACUCGUAUGUUAAAUGGACGGUGGAAUCUUCAACUGAAUAGAAUCUUUAAAAAACAUCUUGAACAUUUUUAAAUUUUCAAAUAUCAUUGAAAUAAAUAUACGAAUAUCCUG
Messenger RNA from Physella acuta, 4352 nucleotides. Its product is annotated as alpha-latrotoxin-Lt1a-like. Gene Ontology annotation, biological process: protein phosphorylation. The record is from RefSeq and is a predicted model, not a curated record. Gene Ontology annotation, molecular function: protein kinase activity; ATP binding; protein binding. Lineage: Eukaryota; Metazoa; Mollusca; Gastropoda; Physidae.